This is a messenger RNA of Eruca vesicaria subsp. sativa (arugula), 591 nucleotides long. NCBI's taxonomy places the organism in Eukaryota, Viridiplantae, Streptophyta, Magnoliopsida, Brassicales, Brassicaceae. The record is from the annotation of a GenBank genome assembly.
AUGGAUAUCCUUGCGUUUACGUCCUUUGAUCAAACCUUUUACCAUCAUCCCUCACACAAAAACAGAGUUUGCAUCAGUUUCUAUCAAAGAUUCCAGCGAUUCGCCGUUGACGAAUCCGAUGGAACCCUCGUCUGUACUCGAAUGGACCCGCCGUUUCAUUUUCCCUCCCGUCAAAUAAACCUGAAUCUCAUCAGCCACCAGUUAACUCCGAGACAUCUGUUUAGGCACAUCGACUCUCGUCUCCAUGAUCGCACCUUGUCCCGUCGUAUCGCAGAAAAAAUCGCAGCUGAAGCGGUUCAAUACGAUGGCUUUAAACAACCUUACGUCAUGUCUGUUUAUGUCGUUAAGACCGAGCAGGUGGUCUCUCAGAGGGAAGAAGAAGAAGAGGAAGAAGAGUCGACAUGUGCCAUCUGUUUGGAUGGUUUGUACAAGAACGAUGAGACGUUUGAUUUGCCCUACUGUUCGCAUAGGUUUCAUUCUACAUGUAUCGGCGAGUGGUUACAGAGUCAUCGUUCUUGCCCUCUCUGCCGUGAAACUCUGCUCGAGGAGUAUGUUGAAACUGAUUUUGAAGAGGAGAGUCUUUUGUUUUAG